CUGCGACCGCGGAGGCGCCCAUGUAGCAUACUUUUGGAUGAGGGAGAUGCACACGUGCUGCGUAGAGGGAAGUGAGCUGGUGGGUGCGCUUGCCGUCUUCCGAGAGCAGUGACACCGGCAAAACACGUCGUACCCCCACUACCUCAGAAGCUCGUCACCGUCAAGUGCACACGUGCUCUACACCCACACCACGCCCGACAUACACACUUUCUCCUGCAUACACCAUGUUCGCUACCGCCCGUCGCCUGCCCCUAGUGCGUCUCGUCGCCAGUCGGCGUCUAUUUCACGCCUCUGCGCCUGCAUUCGUCAAUGUUGGAGACAAGCUGCCUGACGUUGAACUCGUCGAGGGUUCUCCGGGUAACAAGGUCAACCUAGCAAAGGAGUUGACCGGCAAAGGUGUCAUUAUCGGUGUUCCUGCAGCUUUCUCGCCUUCAUGCUCCGAGAACCAUAUCCCCGGCUAUAUCAAUUCUCCUAAGUUGAAGGAUGCCGGCAAGGUGUUUGUUGUUUCAGUAAACGAUCCUUUUGUCAUGAAAGCAUGGGGCAAGAUGCUCGAUCCUUCAGGCUCCAGCGGCAUUCGCUUCUUGGGAGACCCCAGCCUUGGCUUUACAAAGGCGCUUGAUCUCUCUUUCGAUGGCGCCUCCAUCUUCGGAGGUGAUCGUUCGAAGCGAUAUGCUCUUGUGAUUGACAACGGUACCGUCAAAGCAGCACACGUCGAGUCUGAUAACACAGGCUUGAAUGUUUCUGCAGCAGACAAGGUCCUGUAAAGAGUUCCUGACAGGCUGCAUAAGAGACGAACAAAUGUGCAUCUAGAAUUCACGGAAUGGACCACGAUCGCCUAAAACGAUAGCGGAGGUCAUCAACCUAAAUGAAAGAACCAGUACAAUACAUCUACAUGUACGAAAUCGCUCAUCAACUUUAUACGUCUCGGACUACUAUUACUGGUUGACUAUGGUAUCAUGGACCUUUAUCAUACAAUACUCCAGUCACGUUGCAACCACUAAUUGUGCCUCCAAAUCAUCAGGCCAUUCUAGCUUCUUGUAAAGUUUCUCG
This is a messenger RNA of Alternaria alternata, 1050 nucleotides long. Its product is annotated as Redoxin. Gene Ontology annotation, cellular component: cytoplasm; cytosol; peroxisome. The transcript has 4 exons. Bases 225 to 764 code for a protein of 179 amino acids. Gene Ontology annotation, molecular function: thioredoxin peroxidase activity. NCBI's taxonomy places the organism in Eukaryota, Fungi, Ascomycota, Dothideomycetes, Pleosporales, Pleosporaceae. Gene Ontology annotation, biological process: cellular response to oxidative stress; hydrogen peroxide catabolic process; cell redox homeostasis. The record is from RefSeq and is a predicted model, not a curated record.